Hordeum vulgare subsp. vulgare (domesticated barley) is the source of this 1165-nucleotide messenger RNA. Its product is annotated as thioredoxin-like 3-3. The transcript is spliced from 3 exons. Bases 339 to 917 code for a protein of 192 amino acids. The record is from RefSeq and is a predicted model, not a curated record. NCBI's taxonomy places the organism in Eukaryota, Viridiplantae, Streptophyta, Magnoliopsida, Poales, Poaceae.
UCACUUUCCCAUAAUUUUCUUUAGGAAAAACCGUGCUGUACAAGUGUGCAUAGCAACCAAUCUGUGUUCUUUGCUUCUGUGAUUUGGUUGAGUGGACGAGAGUUAGAAUUAUCUGCUAUGCUUAUACUUCCUCCGUACCACAAUACUUGUUGUUGGAAAGAAUUAGUCUAGUUCUCCCCAACAACAAGUAUUUAGGAACAGAGGGAGUAGAUGAGAAGGAGACUGUGUAAUCUUUUUAUGGGGAUUGAGCAUGAGUCAUCCUUCCAACCAAACAAUAAAAAGUGGUUAGCCAACUCUCCCCAUCCCUCACAACCAGAGGACAAAACCUGGCUAUCCCUAUGACCCUAUCCACUUGCUUAAGGAUAUCUGCAGCCAAGCCAACCUUGCCCGCGAACCAUACGCCACCAGUGUCAGGAUUUAUAAGGGUUUUGUACGCUGGUGUGAUCCUAAAUCCUAUCUCCAACUGCAGGCUUUUGAGGGAUUCUAGUGGCAGAAGAAACCUGGUGGGUGGUAUGAGUGCCGAGUCAGGCAACGGGGAGGAGGUCAGGAAGACAGGUCUGGAGGGCACCGGACUGCCCCUUCCAGGUGGCUCCCAUGGUAGUGUGCGAUGUGCUGGCAGCGACCCGCAGUUGAGGCAGAUGCUCGAUUCCCUCAGGUCCUCCAAGUCUUCCGCUGUGAUCAACUAUGGCGCCUCAUGGUGCGGUGUUUGCAGUCAGAUUCUUCCACCCUUCUGCAGAUUCAGCAACGAAUUCAAGAAUCUUACUUUCAUCUAUGCCCAUGUUGAUGAAUGCCCCGAAACAACUCAGAACAUACGAUACACCCCGACCUUCCAUUUUUACCGGGACGGAGAAAGGGUGGAUGAGAUGUUUGGUGCGGGAGAAGAGAGGCUACGGGAUAGGUUGUGGUUGCACUCGUGAUUGCCAGGCUUUGGAUUGCAGUGAUGCUGUUUUCAUGUACAACUCGUGCACUGUACCUUGGAUUUAUGUUUCUCUUGCGAGUCUUGUUUGAGAUGUGGAAAGGAAGGGCAAUGUUAAACUGAUCAGCAUUUUGCCAGUUUCUCUCCCAGGCAGAAGCCAUUAUUUUUCAUGAUUUAUUCACAAAGCAUUUUACACUGUGGAACUAUUUGACUGUAAUAAAUCAGUAAGUAAUGCUGCUAGUGAUGGAA